AUGGGUGGUUACGACCGUGAAUGGCGUAAUGCUUUUACCCGGAACAAUGUUCUGUACCUAAUUACAGGACCGAUGCCUCCUGAUAGGGUAGAGCAUUUCAAGCGAUUUCAUAAUUUGAUAUUACAAAAGUGCUACGGAAGACGUGUACCAUUUCGUGUAUUUCGAGGUGAACUUAUUGUCGAUUUUGAAUGCUUCUUUGGCUGGAAAAACCCAAUCAAUGUAUUCAAAUUGAACGGUUACGAUCGUUUCCAUAUGCGAGGUGAAAUGUGUGAUUCUGGUUACCUGAAGAGGAUGGAUUUCUGGCAAAAUCGAAUAGCCAUGCAAAUUAAUUGCCGUCAUAACGAACAACCAGUGCGCGAAACAAUGUUUGCAAUCGAUGAAACUGUGACUGAUGCACCUGAGCAGACAACUAAACAUGUUCAAUACAAUCUUCGUGAUCAAAAAACAACAUCUGGCAAUGGUAAUUCCGCAUGA
This is a messenger RNA of Anisakis simplex (herring worm), 474 nucleotides long. The record is from the annotation of a GenBank genome assembly. Lineage: Eukaryota; Metazoa; Nematoda; Chromadorea; Rhabditida; Anisakidae.